CUCGCUCCGCGCCCGCCUGAUGUCACAAUGAGGCGCAGGCCGCGGCCUCCUUCCCGCCCCUUGAUGGCGCCGGCUUCCGUUCGGUUGCCAAGGAGAAGGAUACACACUGCGGCCCAAACUGAAAAGGCCCCGGGGGAAGCGCGGAGCAUAGGCUGCGGAGCCCGAGGGGCAGGUGGAGCUGCAAGAGCCGCUCGGGUUUCUGAGUGGAGAGGCGAAGCGGAGAAGCAAGAGCCCCUCAAGGCCGCAGGGGGAUCCAGGGGGCGAGAGACCACCCCGCGGGGACGCUGCCGAGGCUCUCGGAAGUGGGUGACCAGCAAGAGCCAUGAGUCAGAGGCAGGUCUUGCAAGUCUUUGAGCAGUAUCAAAGAGCCCGAACACAGUUUGUUCAGACUGUUGCAGAACUUGCUACUAGGCCACAAAAUAUUGAGACUCUUCAGAAUGCAGGUGUAAUGGCUCUGCUGAGGCCGCUCCUAUUGGAUGUGGUUCCAAAUAUUCAACAGACAGCUGCUUUGGCCCUUGGGAGACUUGCCAAUUAUAAUGAUGACCUGGCAGAAGCUGUAGUUAAGGGAGAUAUUCUUCCGCAGCUCGUGUAUUCAUUGGCUGAGCAGAAUCGUUUCUACAAGAAAGCAGCUGCGUUUGUAUUGCGAGCAGUUGGAAAACAUUCUCCCCAGCUAGCCCAGGCGAUAGUUGACUGUGGAGCACUAGACACGCUGGUCAUCUGCUUGGAGGAUUUUGACCCUGGAGUAAAGGAAGCUGCGUCCUGGGCCCUUGGCUAUAUAGCGAGACACAAUGCAGAACUGUCACAGGCUGUGGUGGAUGCUGGAGCCAUUCCUCUCUUAGUCCUCUGUAUCCAGGAGCCAGAGAUUGCUUUGAGAAGGAUUGCUGCUUCCGCGCUCAGUGAUGUUUCAAAGCAUUCUCCGGAGUUAGCACAGACGGUUGUGGAUGCCGGGGCAAUUGCUCACUUGGCUCAGAUGAUCCUGAACCCCGAUGCCAAACUAAAGCGUCAGGUGCUCUCAGCUCUCAGCCAGAUAGCAAAGCAUUCUGUGGAUCUGGCAGAAAUGGUGGUUGAAGCAGAAAUUUUCCCUGUUGUACUCACAUGCCUGAAGGACUCGGAUGAAUAUGUCAAGAAAAAUGCUGCAACUCUAAUUAGAGAGAUAGCAAGGCAUACGCCUGAGCUUUCACAACUCAUAGUGAAUGCAGGGGGAGUUGCUGCUGUCAUUGACUGUGUUGGUUGCUGCAAAGGAAAUGUUAGACUUCCUGGUAUCAUGAUGCUGGGCUAUGUGGCAGCUCAUUCAGAGAACCUGGCCAUGGCAGUGAUCAUUUCAAAGGGGGUUCCACAGCUGGCAGUGUGCUUGUCAGAAGAGCCAGAAGAUCAUAUUAAGGCAGCAGCUGCCUGGUCUUUGGGACAGAUUGGGAGACACACUCCGGAACACGCCCGUGCUGUUGCGGUAGCAAAUGUCUUGCCUGUGUUGCUUUCCCUGUAUAUGUCAACUGAAAGUUCAGAAGAUCUUCAAGUCAAAACUAAGAAAGCUUUAAAGAACAUCCUGCAGAAGUGCACUCAUCUGCCAGCACUCGAACCCUUAUUGCAUGAUGCUCCUCCAAACAUCCUGAAGCACAUAGUCGGCCAGUUCAGUAAGGUUCUGCCCCAUGAUUCCAAAGCACGGCGCCUUUUUGUAACGAGUGGAGGCCUUAAAAAGGUUCAGGAGAUAAAAGCAGAGGCUGGGUCACUUCUUCAAGAGUAUAUCUACACAAUUAACAAUUGUUAUCCGGAGGAAAUAGUCAGAUAUUAUUCCCCUGGAUAUUCUGAAGCACUUCUGGAAAGGGUAGAAAAUUAUCAGCCAGUUCUAUAAACCCUUCAUCAUUUGUGACAGAGCAUUCCUCACCCCCCCAUUUCCAAUCUGUGUUUUUGAGUGGCAAGUGACUAUAUUUCUAGUCUGGGAGAUAUUUAACUUUCUAUAUUUUUCUGUUCCCAAUCAAUUAUGACAACAGGAAGACAUACCCUUUCCAUCUUUAAUCUACACUUGGUUUUCUGGAAACCUUACCUAAGAACAAAGACUUUUACGCACCUGUGUUAAGAGGCCUGCAUUUCUCAGAAGUUAUUGAGGACCUGAAGGGGCCAGCGCUCUUCCCGGAUAUACCUGUGGUCUUCAGAGCAGUUUGUCCAAUCAGGUCCUUAAGACAAAGAAUAGAAUGAGAGGAUUACAGCCUCAUCCAAUAAGCACUGGACCCAGCAUAGCAUAGCCUCUGUUCAUUUCAGCAGAGAGGUGCAGGUUGAGACUACCCAGUCCAAGCAGGAAUUGUCUUCAAAUGAACAAACAAGUGGCAAACUACUUCCUCACCCCACUUCUUCACUGACCCUUGUACCACCUCCACAUAAGCACUCUUUCCAUGGCACCUUGAAGAACCAAGGUGCAACUGGUAAAUUGAUGGGUAUUCACCCACCCACCCCGAAGAUGCAGUUUUUGUCUCUGCAAACAUUUAGGAGUGGAUUUCAAAAGAACUGUGAUUUGGGUAACAAAGUGUUUGAAAGGAUAGGUGGUGAGUGAUUAAAGGGAAACUGAAAAUAAGCAUGGCAUUGAAUUUUACUUGAAAAUUUAUCAACUCCGGAAAGAGAGAAUACUUAAAAUAAUAUUUAAAAAUUGCACCUUGGCAACUUUCCACAUACUCAAAAUGAUAGCACUGGAUACUAACAAAUAAAACUACAUACUAAGUCAAA
Molecule: messenger RNA, 2715 nt
Organism: Lacerta agilis (Sand lizard)
Lineage: Eukaryota; Metazoa; Chordata; Lepidosauria; Squamata; Lacertidae
Gene: SPAG6
Product: sperm associated antigen 6
Exons: 11
Coding region: 323-1849 (508 amino acids)
Biological process (GO): epithelial cilium movement involved in extracellular fluid movement; neuron projection extension; sperm axoneme assembly
Cellular component (GO): microtubule cytoskeleton; acrosomal vesicle; sperm principal piece
Molecular function (GO): microtubule binding
Source: RefSeq, a predicted model, not a curated record